ACUUUCAAUUAGUCACGCCCAACCCGGCACUGCAUGUACCAUGUACGCACGGUGAUGGAAAGAAGAUAGAUCCUCGUUUAACACAGAAUUGAAAUGGCAAUAUCCGCUGAUCACAUCCGGGAUAAACUUACUAAGGAACUCGCGGCAGUGCACGUGGAUGUGGAGGAUACGUCACCCAACAGAUGUGCUGCCAGUUUCAAAGUCCUCGUGGUGUCGCCCCAAUUUGAGGGAAAGCCACUGUUGCAGAGACACAGGAUGGUGAAUACAUGUCUGGCCGAGGAGCUGAAAGAGAUCCACGCUUUUGAACAGAAGACCCUCACACCAGAACAGUGGGAGAAACAGAAGUCACAAUGACACACGCACAUUAUAUCACAUUCCCAUCAGUUUGUAAAUCAUCCCAUUAAAUAGGCCUCAGUACCUGACAAUAAAACACUUUGAUGCUG
Amphiprion ocellaris (clown anemonefish) is the source of this 443-nucleotide messenger RNA. RefSeq lists its product as uncharacterized. The record is from RefSeq and is a predicted model, not a curated record. The transcript has 4 exons. Gene Ontology annotation, cellular component: cytosol; nucleus. The coding region runs from base 94 to 354 and encodes 86 amino acids. Lineage: Eukaryota; Metazoa; Chordata; Actinopteri; Pomacentridae. Gene Ontology annotation, molecular function: 2 iron, 2 sulfur cluster binding. Gene Ontology annotation, biological process: intracellular iron ion homeostasis.